AUGUUAAAGCGUUCGACCGCUUCGAUUGCAGCCAUUUUGCUGUACGCUGUGCUUCUCCUAGUGCUUCCAUUCACAGGUGGAAAGUCACUUGUCAGUGCAGAUAAAGAGGCAGAAGAUUACGGAACAGUGAUUGGAAUUGAUUUGGGUACGACUUAUUCGUGUGUGGGUGUGAUGAAGUCAGGAAGAGUUGAAAUUCUUGCCAACGAUCAAGGUAACAGAAUCACCCCUUCGUAUGUCGCAUUUUCUGAAGGUGAAAGACUUGUUGGUGAGGCUGCGAAGAAUCAGGCUGCUUCUAACACAAACAACACUGUUUACGAUAUUAAGCGUUUGAUGGGAAGAAGAUUUACCGAUAAGGCAACUCAAAGGGAACUUAAACGGAUGCCUUACAAGGUGGUAGACAAGAAAGGACGUCCAGCCAUUCAAGUUGCAGUUAAUGACAAGGAAGAGUUUUUCACCCCUGAGCAAAUCUCGGCUCUCAUCUUAGGUAAGAUGAAGCAGAUUGCUGAGGAUUACUUAGGAAAGAAAGUCACCCAUGCGGUCGUUACUGUCCCUGCAUAUUUCAAUGAUGCUCAAAGACAGGCCACCAAAGAUGCCGGUACAAUUGCAGGCUUGAAUGUUCUCAGAAUUGUGAACGAGCCUACCGCUGCUGCUAUUGCUUAUGGUUUGGAUAAGGGUGAUGAAGAGAAACAGAUCAUUGUUUACGACUUGGGUGGAGGAACUUUUGAUGUUUCUCUUCUGUCGAUUGCCGGUGGAGCCUUUGAAGUUUUGGCCACUGCAGGUGAUACUCACUUGGGUGGUGAGGACUUUGACUACCGUGUUACAAGACACCUUGCCAAAUUGUUCAAGAAGAAGCAUGAAAUUGAUAUUAGUAAGAACGCCAGGGCUAUAUCUAGAUUAAAGAGAGAGGUCGAGAAGGCUAAGAGAACGUUAUCGUCGCAGAUGUCGACCAGAAUUGAAAUUGACUCUUUUGUUGAUGGUAUUGACUUCUCUGAAACGUUGACUAGAGCCAAGUUUGAGGAAUUGAACAUCGAUCUUUUCAAGAAGACAUUGAAGCCAGUCCGCCAGGUGUUGAAGGAUGCCAAGGUUAAGGAGUCCGAAAUUGAUGAUGUUGUUUUGGUUGGUGGUUCCACACGUAUCCCAAAGGUUCAGGAACUUCUCGAGGACUUCUUUAAAGGAAAGAAGGUUUCCAAGAGCAUCAACCCAGAUGAAGCUGUCGCCUACGGUGCAGCUGUUCAGGCAGGUGUCCUUUCUGGUGAGGAGGGUGUCGAGGAUAUUGUCUUGAUUGAUGUGAACCCAUUAACCUUAGGUAUCGAAACCUCGGGUGGUGUUAUGACAACUUUGAUCAAGAGAAACACGCCUAUCCCAACAAAGAAGUCUCAGAUCUUCUCCACAGCUGUGGAUAACCAGCCAACUGUUCUUAUCCAGGUUUACGAGGGAGAAAGAGCAAUGGCCCGUAAGAAUAACUUGUUAGGAAAGUUUGAGCUCAACGGCAUUCCACCAGCUCCAAGAGGUGUCCCUCAGAUUGAGGUGACCUUUACUUUGGACUCGAACGGAAUCUUGAAGGUUUCUGCCGUCGACAAGGGAACUGGUAAGUCGAACUCCAUCACAAUCACCAACGAUAAGAACCGUUUAUCAAAGGAAGAGAUUGAUAAGAUGGUGGAAGAGGGUGAGAAGUUUGCUGAAGAGGACAAGGAGACAAGGGAGACAAUUGAGAGCAGAAAUGCCCUCGAGAAUUACGCCCACUCCUUGAAGAACCAGAUUAGUGACGAGAACGGAUUCGGCUCGAAAAUUUCUGAUGAAGACAAGGAGACUCUUCAGGAUGCUGUCAAUGAAGCUCUUGAGUGGAUUGAUGACAACGGGGAAGAUGCAUCUAAGGAGGACUUUGAUGAGCAGAAGGAGAAGUUGAGCAAGAUUGCUUACCCAAUAACUUCUAAACUUUACGGAGGUGCAGAAGGUGAUGCAGGUGAGGCUUAUCAGGCCGAUGAAGAUGCUGAUGAAGAUGAGGACGACGAUUGGGAUCAUGAUGAGUUGUAA
Brettanomyces bruxellensis is the source of this 2034-nucleotide messenger RNA. RefSeq lists its product as uncharacterized. Gene Ontology annotation, molecular function: misfolded protein binding; heat shock protein binding; ATP-dependent protein folding chaperone. Bases 1 to 2034 code for a protein of 677 amino acids. Gene Ontology annotation, cellular component: endoplasmic reticulum lumen; cytoplasm; nucleus. The record is from RefSeq and is a predicted model, not a curated record. The transcript has a single exon. Gene Ontology annotation, biological process: endoplasmic reticulum unfolded protein response; protein refolding; cellular response to unfolded protein. Lineage: Eukaryota; Fungi; Ascomycota; Pichiomycetes; Pichiales; Pichiaceae.